ACCAACCGCCGCAGCCCCUUGAGGAGUCGCCACCCGCCGCCUCCGCCUCCGCCGCAGACGGCCACUGUCAAUGGAGCUGGAAAACAUCGUUGCCAAUACCGUCUUGCUGAAAGCCAGGGAAGGGGGUGGAGGAAAGCGCAAAGGUAAAAGCAAAAAGUGGAAGGAGAUCCUGAAGUUCCCUCACAUCAGCCAGUGUGAAGAGCUCCGAAGAAGCAUCGACAGUGAUUACUGCAGUUUAUGUGACAAGCAGCCGAUUGGAAGGCUUCUUUUCCGACAGUUCUGUGAAACUCGACCCGAACUUGAGUGCUGUAUUAGGUUCCUUGAUUCAGUGGCAGAGUAUGAAAUCGCUCCUGAUGAAAAGCUGGGAGAGAAAGGGAAGGAAAUCAUGAUGAAAUUCCUCAGCCCGGAGUCUCCAGUUUAUGUGGCAGAAGUCAGCCAGGACCUGGUGCACCAGACGGAAGAGAAACUUGAACUGAGCCCCGGGAAAGAACUUUUUUCUCACUGUGCAAAAUCUGUCCUCGACUACCUAAGCGGAGAGCCGUUUCAAGAGUACCUGGGCAGCAUGUAUUUUGACAGAUUUCUUCAGUGGAAGUGGUUAGAAAGACAACCAGUGACCAAAAACACUUUCCGGCAGUAUCGGGUGCUCGGUAAAGGCGGCUUCGGAGAGGUCUGCGCUUGUCAGGUUCGUGCCACAGGUAAGAUGUACGCCUGCAAGAGGCUGGAGAAGAAAAGGAUAAAAAAGAGGAAAGGGGAAUCCAUGGCACUAAAUGAAAAGCAGAUCUUGGAAAAAGUCAACAGCCAGUUUGUAGUCAACUUAGCCUAUGCCUACGAAACAAAGGAUGCGCUGUGCUUAGUCCUGACCAUAAUGAACGGGGGCGACUUAAAAUUCCACAUCUAUAACAUGGGAAACCCAGGCUUUGAAGAGGAGAGAGCGUUAUUUUACGCGGCAGAGAUUCUUUGUGGCUUGGAAGAUCUCCACAGGGAAAACACUGUGUACAGAGAUUUGAAACCAGAAAACAUCCUUUUAGAUGAUUAUGGCCAUAUUAGAAUAUCCGAUUUGGGACUAGCCGUGAAGAUCCCGGAAGGAGACUUAAUCCGCGGCAGGGUAGGAACAGUAGGAUACAUGGCUCCGGAGGUGUUGAACAACCAGAGGUAUGCAUUGAGCCCAGACUACUGGGGUCUGGGCUGCCUGAUUUUUGAGAUGAUUGCCGGCCAGUCUCCGUUCCGGGGGAGGAAAGAGAAGGUGAAGCGGGAAGAGGUCGACAGGAGAGUCCUGGAGACGGAAGAGGUGUAUUCCCACAAGUUUUCUGAAGAGGCCAAGUCUGUCUGCAAAAUGCUACUAACCAAAGAUGUGAAGCAGAGACUGGGCUGCCAAGAGGACGGGGCUGCAGAAGUCAAGAGACACCCGUUUUUCCGAAACAUGAAUUUCAAGCGCUUGGAAGCAGGGAUGCUGGAUCCUCCUUUUGUUCCCGAUCCCCGAGCGGUUUACUGUAAGGACGUUCUGGACAUCGAGCAGUUCUCCACCGUCAAAGGAGUCAACUUGGACCACACAGAUGACGAUUUCUACUCCAAGUUCUCCACGGGAUCAGUCUCCAUUCCGUGGCAAAACGAGAUGAUAGAAACAGAAUGUUUUAAGGAAUUAAAUGUGUUUGGACCAAAUGGUACUCUUUCACCCGACCUAAACAGAAGCUAUCCUCCGGAGCCGCCGAAGAAGGGAUUGCUACAGCGAAUAUUCAAGCGACAGCAUCAGAACAAUUCCAAGAGUUCUCCCAAUAACAAGACCAGUUUUAACCACCACAUAAAUUCAAACCACGUAAGUUCAAACUCCACCGGGAGCAGCUAGUUCCCACUCCAGCGUUCGGCAGACGACGUGUCGGCAGAAUCCUCCCGCUGGGACCGGAGCUUCUGAUGUUGGGAAAGAGCCUCCACCGUUGUUGAGUUUGAACAGCAGACUUCCCCUUCCAGCCGGGGAUGGUUCCCGGCCGUUCCUGGAAGUGGAACCUCGUGUUUUCCGCGGAAAUUUCCACUCAGGUCUGUUCGGGGAGGUGGCACUCGAGGUGGCGUGAAGCAGAUUUGGCCAUUUGGAACACUGCAAUAGAAAUCCAAUGGAAAGGACAACUUGCACGUAUUUAAAUAGCAUCAUAACUAGAACUGAAUUUUUGUCUUUAUUAUUUUUAAAGAAAAGUUUUGUAAAUUUCUCUAUUGUCUCAGUUUACAUUUUGUACAUUUGUAUUUAAAUGAAAGUCAGACUUCGAGGGUGUAUAUUUUCUGUGCAGCCGCUGUAAAGCCAUGUCUUUAAAGACAUUUGGGGGACGGGG
Messenger RNA from Tachyglossus aculeatus (Australian echidna), 2318 nucleotides. RefSeq names its product G protein-coupled receptor kinase 5 (gene GRK5). The record is from RefSeq and is a predicted model, not a curated record. Lineage: Eukaryota; Metazoa; Chordata; Mammalia; Monotremata; Tachyglossidae. Gene Ontology annotation, molecular function: G protein-coupled receptor kinase activity; ATP binding. Gene Ontology annotation, biological process: protein phosphorylation; signal transduction; regulation of signal transduction. The coding region runs from base 71 to 1843 and encodes 590 amino acids. The transcript has 16 exons. Gene Ontology annotation, cellular component: cytoplasm.